Molecule: messenger RNA, 2826 nt
Organism: Solea solea (common sole)
Lineage: Eukaryota; Metazoa; Chordata; Actinopteri; Pleuronectiformes; Soleidae
Product: inter-alpha-trypsin inhibitor heavy chain H3-like
Exons: 22
Coding region: 27-2774 (915 amino acids)
Biological process (GO): hyaluronan metabolic process
Molecular function (GO): serine-type endopeptidase inhibitor activity
Source: RefSeq, a predicted model, not a curated record
AGUUAGUGUUCAGUGGACGUUUGGUCAUGUCUGGACUGUUGCGUGUUUAUCUACUACUGCUGCUGCUGGGCUGCGUCUGCCUCUGGCUGCCCAGUCUGGCCCGGGCAGCUCUGGUCAUCUCGGAGGAUCAUGAAGCUCCACAGGAGGCGAGAGGAGCUGCCAGGUCACUGCAGAAAAGAAGCACAAAUGAGGAUACGGUGGAGGUGCACAGCGUCACCGUGGACUGCACUGUGACGUCUCGUUUCGCCCGCACCGUCAUGACGUCCGUGGCUCUGAACAAAGCAAACGCCUCCCAGGAAAUCUUCUUUGAAGUGGAGCUGCCAAAGACGGCCUUCAUCACCAACUUUAGCAUGGAAAUUGAAGGUCGGGUGUAUGUUGGGGAUGUGAAGGAGAAAGAAAAAGCCAAGAAACAGUACGAGAAAGCUGUUUCCUCUGGACGGACCGCUGGACUGGUCAAGGCCUCUGGGAGAAAGAUGGAGAAGUUUUCGGUGUCUGUCAACAUCGCACCCAAAAGUAACGUGACCUUCGUUCUGACCCACGAGGAGCUGCUUCAGAGGAAACUGGGCCAAUAUGAGGUUUUAAUACGAGUUAAACCCAAAUCACGGGUGCAGAAAUUUCAGAUCGUGGCAAACAUCUAUGAGCCACAGGGCAUUUUGUUUGUUGAUGCCCACGCAACCUUCCUCAGCAACGACCUGCUCCCCCUGGUGGAGAAAACUGUCACAGACAAAAAGGCGCAUGUCUCCUUCUCACCGACCAUGGAGCAGCAGAGGAAAUGUCUAGACUGUGAUGGAACGCUCAUCGAUGGAGAUUUCAUCAUUAAAUAUGACGUAAACAGAGCAAAGAGCUUUGGGGACAUUCAGAUUGUGAAUGGAUACUUUGUCCACUUCUUUGCUCCCCCUGACCUGCGCAGAGUCCCAAAGAAUGUGGUGUUUGUAAUUGACAUAAGUGGAUCUAUGUAUGGGACAAAGAUGACACAGACACGAGAGGCAAUGUUGCAAAUCGUCAAAGACCUCCACGAGGACGACCACUUUGCCCUCAUCAAGUUCGGCAGCGCAAUUUAUACCUGGAGGGACUCACUUAGCAAAGCAACCAAAGAAAAUGUAACUGAGGCCAUUAACUAUGUGAAGGACAUCGACUCCGAGGGAAUGACCAACAUCAAUGACGCAAUGUUGAGAGGUGUGGCCAUGCUGAUCAAAGACAGGAAGGAGAAGAAGCUCCCUGAGAGGAGCGUUGAUAUUAUCAUUUUACUGACUGAUGGAAUGCCAAAUGUUGGAGAGUCAAAUACUGAGAGGAUCCAGGAGAAUGUGCGUUCUGCAACUGGAGGGAAGAUAUCUCUCUUCUCUCUUGGAUUUGGUAAUGACGUGGAUUACUCUUUCCUGGAUGUCAUGAGCAAACAAAACAAAGGCAUCGCCCGCAGGAUAUAUGAAGCUUCAGAUGCAACGCUUCAACUUCAGGGUUUCUAUGAUGAAGUUGCCAGUCCUCUGCUUUUGGAGGUGGACCUGCGUUAUCCUGACAAUGCAGUGGAGAUGUUGACCACAAACCACUUCAGCCAGUUGUUUAACGGCUCAGAGAUCGUGGUGGCUGGUCGGCUGACCGACAACGACCUGGACAACUUCAUGGUGGAUGUGAUGGGUCAGGGGCUUGAGGACUACAAAGCACAGGGUCAGGCCAGUCCUGUGAAAUGGACCGACAUAUACCCAGAUGAGGAGUACAUCUUUGGGGAUUUCACAGAGCGUCUGUGGGCCUAUCUGACCAUCCAGCAGUUACUGGAGAAGAGUAAGAGUGGUACCGCAGACGAGAAAGAAAAUGCCACAGCCAAGGCGUUGGACAUGGCUCUGAAGUACAGCUUCGUCACCCCUCUCACCUCCAUGGUGGUCACCAAGCCUGAGACUGAGGACGGAACAGACAGCCCUCUCAUUGCAGACAAGCUGACUGAAGAACAACGACAACAGUCAGAAAGAAGAGGCUAUUACCACAUGCCUGUAAGCCCUGCACUGUACACGCCCACUUACCAUUCAUCACCAACAUAUUUUGUGGAUGGAGAUCCUCAUUUCAUGAUAGAGCUGCCAGAGAAAGAAGACGCUCUGUGCUUCAACAUUAACGACAGACCAGGAACCAUUUUCUCUCUGGUUACAGACCCACAAUCAGGUAUUUUGGUCAAUGGCCAGAUAAUUGGAGACAAGAAAAUCCCUCCUGAUGGUAAAAUGAACACGUAUUUCUGGCGCUUUGGCAUCGUCCACCAGACUCUGGGGGUGAGGCUGGAGGUGAACACUCGUGACAUCUCAGUGUUCCAGGACAGCAAAUGGGUCAAACUGCUGUGGUCGGACUCGGCCUCUCUCAAAGGACUCAAUGUGGAUCUUCUUGUGACCAAGGACCGCAGCCUGAUGGUGACUCUGAAAGAUUCAGUCAAGUUUGUCAUCCUGCUACACAAAGUGUGGGAGAAGCAUCCGUACCAUCGGGACUAUUUAGGUUUCUACACCUUGGACAGUCAUCUCCUCUCCCCUGCUGUUCACGGCCUGCUGGGUCAGUUCUACCAUGGGAUUGAAUAUGAGGUGUCUGAGCUGCGUCCAGGUGAAGUCCCAGAGAAACCGGACGCCACCAUGUUUGUGAAGGGACAGCAGCUCAAUGUGACCAGAGGCUGGCAGAGAGACUUCAGGAGGGACAUGAAGAAUGGGGAAAAUGUUCCCUGCUGGUUCGUUCACAAUAACGGAACUGGCCUCAUCGAUGGAGACGCGACAGACUACGUUGUGUCGGGACUUUUCAAAACUGUUUAAAAUCUGACACAGAAGUCAUUAAAAUCUGUAAAUAAAGGUUGAAUUACAACUA